AUGACGUCCCCUUUAAGUUUGGACUUUCGAGAUGUUGAGCCGGCAGAGCUUCCAAAGUUUCCGCCUCUCCACCACAGCCCCGUGCAGAGCACAAACGAGAAGAGGCCGAAUUCUGGUACCGAUUUUGGGGAUGACGAAGAAUGUACAGCCAAGCCAUUUCAGCGAACAACGAGUCCGAAUUCAGACAUGAAGCGGAACAAGGGCGCCGAAUAUGAGAAAGUCGGAGAUCGGGGCGUCUGCCAGAUGCACAAAUACUCCUUAUACGAGACGGCGACACGAUACUAUGUUGUUGGAGCAGAUGUCAUGGACAGACGGUUUCGAAUCUUGAAGAUUGACAGAACGGCAGAUGCCGGAAGUCUGAGCAUAGCUGAGGACGAAAUUGUGUAUACCAAGAAAGAAAUGAGUCAAUUGCUCAAUGCGAUCGAUGAUGGGAAUAAGAGUACAGGAGGGAUGAAGUUGCGAUGCAGUACCUGGGGCUUGCUUGGGUUCAUUCGUUUUACCGGAUGCUAUUACAUGCUUCUUAUCACCAAGAGAAGUCAAGUGGCUAUGAUAGGAGGUCAUUUCACCUAUUCUGUUGAUCACACUGAGCUCGUUCCCUUGACUACAGGCGCCGCUUCUAGAUUCAAGCCAGAUGCCAAGAAUUCAGAAGAAGCCCGGUUUUUGAGCAUUCUCAGCAACCUGGAUCUGACUAGGUCGUUCUAUUUCAGCUAUUCCUAUGAUAUUACACGAACAUUGCAACACAAUAUAAUAAGAGAGCGAGCUGCGGUAGCAAAAGGCACACCAUACCCCCAUGCUCAUGAUUACAAUUCUAUGUUUGUGUGGAACAGCUAUCUCUUGCAACCUGCCAUUGCUGCAUUGAAGAAUACCUACGAUUGGUGCCUUCCUGUGAUACAUGGAUACAUUGACCAGUCUGCACUCUCGAUAUAUGGUCGUUCUGUGUAUAUCACGAUCAUUGCACGGCGAUCUAGAUACUUUGCCGGUGCUCGCUUCUUGAAGCGUGGUGCAAAUGAUCUGGGAUACGUCGCCAACGAUGUUGAAACGGAACAGAUUGUCUCAGAAGUACUGACAACUUCCUUUCAUGCUCCUGGACCAAAGCUUUUUGCGAAUCCAAACUUCACCUCGUAUGUGCAGCAUCGAGGCAGCAUCCCGUUAUACUGGACUCAAGACAAUACUGGAGUCACUCCCAAGCCGCCGAUUGAGUUGAAUCUAGUCGAUCCUUUCUAUGGUGCGGCUGCAUUACAUUUUGAUAACCUCUUUGAACGAUAUGGCACUCCAGUUUAUGUUCUGAAUCUGGUGAAAGCCAAGGAGCGAACACCAAGAGAGUCAAAGCUCUUGCAUGAAUACACGAAUGCUAUAAAUUAUCUCAAUCAGUUCCUUCCAGCUGAUAAGAAGAUCAUACACAAAGCUUGGGAUAUGAGCCGGGCUUCGAAGAGCCGAGAUCAAGAUGUGAUUGGGACGUUGGAGAACAUUGCCGAAGAAGUGGUGACCACUACGAGCUUCUUCCAUAACGGUGAUGGCAGAACCUCGAUGCCGAGAGUUCAAAAUGGGGUUGCCAGAACGAAUUGCAUCGAUUGUCUCGACCGAACCAAUGCUGCACAAUUCGUCAUCGGCAAGAGAGCUCUCGGCCAUCAAUUACAUGCUCUAGGUAUUAUUGCUGAUACUUCAAUCGAUUAUGACACAGACGCUGUCAAUCUGUUCACUCAUAUGUAUCACGACCAUGGAGACACUAUCGCAGUACAAUAUGGUGGCUCGCAAUUGGUUAAUACGAUGGAGACUUAUCGCAAGAUUAAUCAGUGGACAAGUCACUCUCGAGACAUGGUGGAGAGCUUCAAACGCUAUUACAACAACUCAUUCCUUGAUGGUCAGCGUCAGGAAGCAUACAAUCUCUUUUUGGGCAACUAUAUCUUUGCCCAAGGUCAACCUAUGCUCUGGGACCUUGCUACCGAUUACUAUCUCCAUCACGCUGAUCCUAGAUCUUGGUCAGGUAAAGGUCGACGGAGCUACAUCAAAUGGUACACACCAGAAUUCCUCGAGAAGCGUGUACUAGGAAAACAUGUCGACCCAUGUGGCCCUACAGCGGGUAAGCCGCUGGGUUAUUUCGAUGACUACUGGCUUGAGUAUUAUAAACCCCUUGCCCUGUCUUCAACCAUGAAGAUCUUCUCAUACAUGGGGAAGAUGAAUUCGACGCUUCGUUACAUCCCAUUCCGCUCCACCCAAGAAGGUCGCUACGACCUCUCGCCAUUCAAGGUCCGCACAGAACUCGACCAGGAAGUUCCUGAUCGGAAGAAACCCAAGAAAGAAGUGACAAUUGUUGACCCCUCGGAAGAAGGCGCAGACGAUGAUGGCCUCUCCAUCAAAUCUGGCGUGACAGUCAACACAAAGCGAAUUAGCAUCCAACGUUGGCUCCAACCCAUCCACGAGAAGAACGAUACUCAUCAUGGAAUCAUGAAAGAGUCACAGCAACCAGAACCAGAACCUCCAAAGCAGAAAUUGACUCCAUUGGACAAGAGUAAAGCGGCACAGUGGACAUUCACACAAGUCGUACACGAAUCUCUCAAUCCUUCGGUCUCUGCCCAAGAAACAGACGACUACGCUCGUUACAUCUCACAUCCUCAAACCCUUCCUCUGGUCGUCUCAACCGAAGUUCCAGCCGAGAUCGAUGCCGAGUAUCUCGACUACGUGAACGGCUCAUGGCGUGACAUCGGGAUCGUGAGUGAGGAGGCAUUAAAUGGUGGAAAGGGAAUGGGACCUGGAAUGGAGGAAUUGGAUGAAUACAGGGAGUUUUUGAGAGUAGCGGAGAAUCCGUUGACAGUCGUCGAAGAGGAUUUCACGAAGAAGAGGUUCAAGACUUAUAGGAAAUGGCUGUUGGGCAAGAGUCUUUUCAAACAGCAGCCUAUUGAUUGA
Molecule: messenger RNA, 2904 nt
Organism: Mollisia scopiformis
Lineage: Eukaryota; Fungi; Ascomycota; Leotiomycetes; Helotiales; Mollisiaceae
Exons: 3
Coding region: 1-2904 (967 amino acids)
Biological process (GO): phosphatidylinositol dephosphorylation
Cellular component (GO): intracellular membrane-bounded organelle
Molecular function (GO): phosphatidylinositol-3,5-bisphosphate 5-phosphatase activity
Source: RefSeq, a predicted model, not a curated record